AUGGCUUACCCUCAGGGAAACGGACAGGCCAAAGUCACCAAUCGGGAGAUCCUCAGAGUCUUACGUGCUCAGCUUGACCAACUGGGAGGCAGCUGGGUCGACGAGCUCCCUAGUGUGUUGUGGUCUCUUCGCACGACUCUAAAGGAGGUGACUAGCGUAACCUCAUUCCAGCUGGUGUACGGCAGUGAAGCAGUCGUCCCCAUGGAGGUCGGAGUAGAGUCUUAUCAGGUGCAGCUCUACGACGAAGGGAAUCCCGAACGGAGGCAUAUGGAGCUCAACUUGGUGGAUGAAACGGGCGCUAAAGCAGUCAUUCGGCUAACGGUGUACCGGCAAUGA
Messenger RNA from Zingiber officinale, 336 nucleotides. RefSeq lists its product as uncharacterized. NCBI's taxonomy places the organism in Eukaryota, Viridiplantae, Streptophyta, Magnoliopsida, Zingiberales, Zingiberaceae. The coding region runs from base 1 to 336 and encodes 111 amino acids. The record is from RefSeq and is a predicted model, not a curated record. Gene Ontology annotation, molecular function: nucleic acid binding. The transcript has a single exon.